Messenger RNA from Racocetra persica, 1069 nucleotides. The record is from the annotation of a GenBank genome assembly. NCBI's taxonomy places the organism in Eukaryota, Fungi, Glomeromycota, Glomeromycetes, Diversisporales, Gigasporaceae.
AUGGAAUCUUCUAAUACUAUCGUUCAAAACGUAGAGCACUUUUUUGAUACUCUUAAUUUUGCUACCUUAGAGUCAGACCAUAGUGACUUAGAUGGAAGCAUAUACGAAGAUUCUCUACCAGAAGAAUUAGAUUCGGAAUUAAGUGAAAUAGAUGCGACAGAACAAGAAUUUGAAGAAAUUAAUCAAGUUAAUGAUAAUGAUCAAAUGGCAAAACAGGUCAAAGCAAGCAAUAUUGAUCAAGAAUCUCUACCUGCAACAGAAUCUUCAGAACAUGAAACUAUGGAAGUUGGUUCAGGUUCUAGAUUACCGAGAGAAGUUGAAAAGAGAGAAAGAUCAGCUUCGACAUCGAAAGUAGUUCGUUGUAAAGCCUCUCAACUACAUUCAUGGUGGGAAAAUCGCGAGCUACUACUCAACAUUAAAAAAGCAUAUGAUGAUGGUGGUCAUACCAGCGGAUAUUAUAAAUGGUUUUUAAAAAAUGAAUACUUGUUGCAAGAUCUGCGUAAAUAUGAGGGCAAAAAAUCCCGUGAAACUUUAACGGAUAAAAUGAUUUCACUUGUCAAACCUUAUCUUUCCGAACAUGAUCAAGCAGUUCCUUCCAGCUCUCUUCCAGAAUCGAAACGUCAUAUUUGUAUUUUCUACUUAAUGAUACUUCAAGGUUUUCUUCCUCGAAUUGAACAACCACACUGGAUUGACUUUGGGUUUUGUGCUUGUAAAGUUGGUGAUAAUUACCGUAGAGAUGGUAUUAUUAAUAACAUGCAUAAUCCUAUAUUAUCUGCUAGAAACUGUGAAUUAGCCGAAGAAGCUCGGUUACAAUACUUGUAUCAGGAUCUUAUAGUUCAAAAAGGUUGCAAAAUCGAUGAAUUCAAUGAUGCCUAUAUAUCUGGAACCGUAUUAGAUUUGAUAAAAAGAAAAUGUGACAAAACUUACACUAGUUGGUUAUCAGCAAGUAAGAUAGAAACAUUUGGAUACAAUCAACCAGUAAAGAGUGUUUAUAAUCUCAAGCAAUAUAUUUUAAGCAAUUCUGUAAAUAUGAUACCUGCUAUAAGAGAUGAUUAUGGUUUUAGAAAUU